AUGGCAACAGUUGCCGGUGAAUCACCGGAAGAAAAACCGAACAAUUAUUCGAUGGAAGAGAAUAUUCCGAACAUACCGUGGAUCGAUUACGCGGUGCAGCAAGCUCAGAUUGCGCAGGAAACAAUCGAAACAUCCGUCGAGAACGCAAUCCAAAGCACCAGAUCGAGAGUAAAUCGCAUUAUUACCACAUCCGCCGCUCAUUUCAAUCAAACCAUUGAUUCUUUGCAAGAGGUCAAGUCUGAGUAUAGCGUGUAUGAGGAUAUUGCUUUUGGGAAGAUUAAAGAGGGUCUUCUUGUUGCUGCUUCUCACCCGUUGGUUACAACAGGGGCUGUUCUUGGUUUAGGACUUUUGGGUUUUAAAAGGCCUAGGCAAUUCUUAUACUACAAAACAAUGCAUCUUUUUAUUAGUGAAGAGGCAUUGCUUUCUAGGGCUGAUGCUAGAGUCAAGGAGUUGCGGCAAUCAAUUGAUAUUUUGAAGGCAGAAACUGAAAUGUUGGAGAGAAGUGCGUCUCAAGCUGAAGAAGAGUUGAAACGAGGUAGAACAAAACUCAGGCAGACAGGAAAGCAAAUUCAAAGUGUCAUUAACUCUGCAUAUAAAAUAGAAAGACAAGCUGGGGGCUUGAAGGAUGUUCUUAAGGAGCUUCCCAGUAGAGAAGCAUCCCGAUUUCGUUCACAAGUUUCUAACCUAGCUAAAGAGGUGAAGCAAGAAAGAAACGCUCUCACCAAGGAAGUCGCGAAGAUCAGCAAUUAUGGGAUUUCUGUCUGA
Messenger RNA from Fraxinus pennsylvanica, 765 nucleotides. The record is from the annotation of a GenBank genome assembly. NCBI's taxonomy places the organism in Eukaryota, Viridiplantae, Streptophyta, Magnoliopsida, Lamiales, Oleaceae.